Messenger RNA from Mytilus californianus (California mussel), 1482 nucleotides. Its product is annotated as integrase/recombinase xerD homolog. Gene Ontology annotation, biological process: DNA integration; DNA recombination. Bases 237 to 1400 code for a protein of 387 amino acids. The transcript has 2 exons. Gene Ontology annotation, molecular function: DNA binding. The record is from RefSeq and is a predicted model, not a curated record. Lineage: Eukaryota; Metazoa; Mollusca; Bivalvia; Mytilida; Mytilidae.
AUUUAGACACUAUUAAUGACCAAUUUUCUACAUGUUUUGUUGAUAACGAUUAUAUAGAAUCUUUUUUAGAUCAAGUUCAAUAUUUUGAAAAUUGUCAGUCAUAUGAUAAAUUUAAAGGGGUGAAAGGUAGAUUAGCUUGUCAUGUAAAGUAUUGGGAAAAUAUAGGUGCUUGUCCUUUUGUGCUUGAUACAAUAAAAAAUGGUUAUGUUAUUCCAUUUAUAGAUACACCUUUUAAAAUGUACCACAGAAAUAAUAGAUCAGCACGGCAGAAUACUGAAUUUGUCACAAAGUCAAUUGAAGAUUUAGUUCAAAUAGGUUGCGUAAUUAAAGUGCCUUUUCAACCAUAUGUGGUAAAUCCAUUGAGUGUUGCUACUCAAAAGUCCGAUAUUUUUUCAGUAGGACAUUGGUCAGACUUUAAUUCACAAGUUGCCUCUAAUAAUGAUCUCAGCAGUUUGUUCAAACAGUUACCAGAAUUCCUUCUUUCGUCCAAGGCUGCGAGUACUCAGAAGAAAUAUAGAUAUGCCUUCAAUUCAUGGUGUAAGUGGACUAGUCAAUAUUCUUUUUCACCAUUGCCAGCAUCUCAUUUACAUAUUUCUUUAUAUUUAAUUCAUUUGUCUGAAACUGCAAAAUCGGUUUCAAAAUUAAAUGAUGCUUUUUACGCCAUAAAAUGGGCACAUAAAUUAGCUGGCGUUGCUGAUCCCAGUGAAAAUAAUCUAGUUGCAUCUGUUCUUGAAGGGGCUCAUAGAAAAAUAGGUCAUUCAGUUGUCAAAAAAGAACCUAUCACACCGCAUAUUUUGAAAAAUAUUGUAUGUAAAUAUGCUAAUAAUACUUGUAAUUUAAAAGAUGUAAGAAUAGCAUGUAUGUGUUUAUUAGCCUAUGCUGGCUUUUUAAGAUUCUCCGAGUUAGCUAACUUGAGAAGGUCUGAUAUACAGUUUUCCCCUACUUACCUUACACUUCAUUUAGUCAAGAGUAAAACUGAUGUAUAUAGGGAAGGGAAAGAUGUUGUCAUUUCAAAAACAGGGAAUAUUACAUGCCCGGUAGAUGUACUUCAGCGUUAUCUAAAGUUAGCUAACAUUCCUGAAGAAUCGAAUGAUUUUAUUUUUAGAUCUAUUUGUUAUUGUAAAUCUUUGAAUAUAUACAAACUUAGAAAGAGUAGUCAUAUUUCUUACACCAGAGCCAGAGAGUUAUUGUUAUCUGCACUUGACAGUUUAGGUCUUGAUAAAAAACAGUUUGGCUUACAUAGUUUGAGGUCAGGAGGAGCUACUGCCGCGGCAGAAGCUGGAAUAGAUGACCGGUUGUUUAAGAAACACGGGAGAUGGAAAAGUGAUAAAGCCAAAGAUGGUUAUGUUAAAGAGAGUAUACUCAACAGAUUGUCAGUAUCUAAGAAUUUAGGAUUGUAAUUUAUAUUGUUUGUCCCCCCUUUUUCUUUAUGUCCCUUUCUUUAUCAAUCGAAGCUUUCUGUGCUGUCGGGGCGAGCUGAUA